CGCAAGCCAGCCAGGCAGCCAGGCGCGGGGCAGGAGUCGCCGCAGCCGCCGCCCCCGAGCCCCCGCGGCCCAGCCGAGGUUCUCCGCUGCUCCCGCUGGGCUCUUCGACCCUUUUUACCCUCUGUUCCCGCCGCGCUCCCCGUCCCCGCCGCCGCUCCCGAGGGCAGUGGCGGCGGGUGCUGCCAAUGCAGGGGGCGGCGCGGGGCGCGGCGGCCCGAGGAGAAGCCGCUGCUGCAGGCAGGGUGGAGGUCUCAAACUGAAUUCCCACGGACUUUGUGGAAGUAGACAGCUGGAUAGAGAAGAGGUUAUACCAUGGCUCCAGCUGAGAGAAGCAGUAAGGUAUGCUUGGCAGUGACAAUGGACUAUUUAUUUGCAUCAGAUACUCUUAUAUGAAAAGAUUACAUUUCCAAAGAGCUUGAAAUAAUAAUUCAUCUUCUGAAACAGAAUGGCAGGCUUCAAACGAGGAUAUGAUGGAAAAAUUGCAGGAUUGUAUGACUUGGAUAAAACUUUGGGCAGAGGCCAUUUUGCUGUGGUCAAACUUGCUCGGCAUGUCUUUACAGGUGAAAAAGUAGCAGUAAAAGUAAUUGACAAGACCAAACUGGACACUCUAGCCACUGGACAUCUUUUUCAAGAAGUUAGAUGCAUGAAACUAGUGCAGCAUCCCAAUAUAGUACGGCUGUAUGAAGUGAUUGACACCCAGACUAAGCUUUAUCUUAUCUUAGAGCUAGGUGAUGGAGGAGACAUGUUUGAUUACAUCAUGAAACAUGAAGAAGGUCUGAAUGAGGAUCUGGCAAAAAAAUAUUUUGCUCAGAUAGUUCAUGCAAUAUCCUACUGCCAUAAACUGCACGUAGUUCAUAGAGACUUAAAACCAGAGAAUGUUGUCUUCUUUGAAAAACAAGGACUUGUGAAAUUGACUGAUUUUGGCUUCAGCAACAAAUUUCAGCCUGGAAAGAAGCUCACUACAAGCUGUGGAUCUCUUGCAUAUUCUGCUCCUGAAAUUUUACUUGGGGAUGAAUAUGAUGCACCAGCAGUGGAUAUAUGGAGUUUAGGGGUCAUCCUCUUCAUGUUGGUUUGUGGACAACCACCAUUUCAAGAAGCAAAUGACAGUGAAACUCUGACUAUGAUAAUGGACUGCAAAUACACAGUGCCACCUCAUGUGUCCAAAGAAUGUAAAGAUCUAAUUACACGGAUGUUGCAGAGAGACCCGAAGCGAAGGGCAUCUUUGGAGGAGAUUGAAAACCAUGCGUGGCUCCAAGGAGUUGACCCAUCUCCUGCAACAAAGUACAAUAUUCCUCUUGUGUCAUAUAAAAAUCUGUCUGAGGAGGAACACAACAGUAUAAUACAACGCAUGGUUCUUGGUGAUAUUGCAGACCGAGAUACAAUAGUGGAGGCAUUGGAAACUAACAAAUACAAUCACAUCACUGCUACUUACUUCUUACUAGCUGAAAGGAUUCUGCGAGAAAAACAAGAGAAAGAAAUUCAGACCAGAUCUGCAAGCCCUAGCAACAUCAAAGCUCAGUUCAGGCAAUCGUGGCCAACAAAAAUCGAUGUACCCCAAGAUCUGGAGGACGACCUUACAGCUUCUCCUCUCUCCCAUGCAACUGUUCCUCAGUCACCAGCUCGCACAGCUGAGAAUGUUCUCAACGGCCACAGAAGCAAGGCCCUUGGCGAUUCAGCAAAGAAGGAAGACAUCCCUGAAUUAGCUGGACCGGCACUUUCAGCAGUCCCAUCAGUGAGCUUAAAACCCACUACAAGUGGCCGGAAGUGCUUGUUCAGAGUAGAAGAAGAUGAAGAGGAGGAUGAAGAAGAUAAGAAGCCUAUUUCUCUUUCUACUCAAGUUGUUCUGCGCCGUAAGCCUUCAGUUACAAAUCGUCUUACUUCGAGAAAGAGCGCCCCAGUCCUCAAUCAAAUCUUUGAGGAGGGCGAGUCAGAUGACGAGUUUGACAUGGAUGAGAACUUACCCCCAAAGCUCAGCAGGUUAAAGAUGAAUAUUGCUUCACCUAGCACAGUGCAUAAACGCUAUCACAGGAGGAAAAGCCAGGGACGGGGCUCUAGUUGCAGUAGCUCAGAAACAAGCGAUGACGACUCGGAAAGUAGGAGACGCCUAGACAAAGAUAGUGGGUUUACUUACUCCUGGCAUAGACGGGAUAGCAGCGAAGGGCCACCGGGCAGCCAAGGAGAUGGUGGUGGACAAAGCAAACCAAGUAACGGAAACGGAGGCGUAGACAAAACGAGCCCAAGUGAUAACAACAAAGGUGGGGGGAGUCCCUCCGGUAGCUCCAGCGGUAGCACCAACAACACUUCAGGUUCCACUCGGAGAUGCGCUGGAUCCGGAAACACAAUGCAGCUAUCGUCUAGAAGUGCAGGGGAACUGGUUGAAAGCCUGAAGUUAAUGAGCCUUUGCCUAGGUUCACAGAUUCACGGCAGCACUAAAUACAUUAUUGAUCCUCAAAACAAUCUGUCCUUUUCCAGUGUAAAAGUACAGGAGAAAUCAACAUGGAAAAUGUGUAUAAGUUCCAGCGGAGGUGCAAACCAAGCUUCAUCACUGGGCAGCCUAAAAUUUUUUUCUGACCAAAUGUCAGACACAGCAAACGAAUUGGAACGGAUAAAGAACAGGAACUUGAAAAACAAUGUGCUACAACUACCUCUCUGUGAAAAGACGAUAUCUGUGAAUAUUCAGCGGAACCCAAAGGAGGGGCUGCUGUGUACCUCCAGUCAAACCAGUUGUUGUCAUGUCAUUUGACAAUGACCUGACUUUAAUAGCUCGAUCUACUUGACAGCAUCAUUCUUCCUGUUCAGAGCUGUGAACACCUUGUCACGGACCCCCUUUUGUUGUCUUAAGAUUUUUCAGUGGGCUUUGAGCAGUUAUUUAUUACACUUUAAUUUUGUGUUUGCUUGAUGGUAUGACAAUGCAUGGUCUUUGCAUGCUGCUAGCCGAUACGUUUUUCUUUUUCAACAAAACAGAAUAUUUUAUUGUGUAAUUUUUACAUUUAUAAUUUUACUAUGGAAGAUCUGGAUUAAAUUAAAAUAAAUAUCUGGAUCCUAAUGUAAAUGGAGCACUUAGAAGUUUCAUGUUCUGCACUUAAACUAGAGAGAGAAGCUUUUGUUUGCUUGUGAAAUGUUAAUUCUUGUUCUGACCUUCUGUGAUAACUAAAAUAUGUGAUAUGUGGCAUACUUCUAUGUGUCUGAAACGGAACCAAAGCAAUAAUGUUUUGAUGCUGAAAACUCUUCAGGGAGCUUUCAGAUGUUCCAAGGCUUGUACAAAGCAAAGAUGCACUGAAAAUUAGUGAUCUUGGAAUAUGAUUUUAAACCCACACCCAUUUGUCUUAAGCUAUGAUAUGGAUAAAGUUGUGGCUCAGAAAUCAAACUGAAAAGAUCUUGUUUUGCUAGAGGCAGUUUUCUUUUUAAAAAAAAAAAAAGCAAGUAGAUUUGUAAGGCAGCUUUUUCCCAUAGAAAUAUGUUAAUAUUACAAGCAGACAAUCUUCUUUUUUAAUAUAACAAAGGUAAAUUAUUAAGUCUACUUCUGAGUUUUUACAUGCUAACUGAAAAUAAAGUAUUUGUAUGAAUUACUUUUGUUAUCAGUAUAUCAUGACACUUAAUAUUUUAGGUUUUUACCUUGUAAACCUUCUCCCCUAUCCUCUCCUCCCCUCCCUGAGAUUUCAAAAGGCAAUAAGGGAUGGAAAACCUUUAGGUAAUUGGAUUCAAAUUGAAAUCGUUAUUGUCAUUUACAUUUUUCUCAUUAUUACUCUUUUUAAGACUUAAAAUACUGCUGUUGCCCACAUGUACACCACUUAUUUUCCCUCAGUAAUAAUGCUUUUUCAUAAAGUUGAUUUAAAAUAGCAUAUAGGAAAGUAUUUAUUUUGCAGCUCUUAGCCUUUCUGUCAGGUUUCCCAUUGCCAUGGCAAGGUCUUGAUUUAGAGUAUUUCUGUACAAAAGGAUACUUUUGACCAGAUGAAUUAACUUUGUGGAAUUUUAUUAUCUAGAAUAAAAUAUAUUGCAGAUUCCUAGUUUUGGGAAGGGCAAGAAUGUUUUAUUUUUUCAUGCUGUGCACUGGGUCUUCUAAGCAAUGCUAGUGAAACUGGUGGUAUUAUGUAGCAGCGCCCUGGGCAGCCGUUGGAUGUCUGAGAGGAGUUUACACUGUUGAGCAUCUCCUAACACUUGCAGAAUGGUCAAAUACAACGCAUUUCACGUCCACCGCAGAGUGAGCAGAGCACCAAAGAACAGCGUUACGCUUGGUCAUAAUUUCUACAGCUCAUGACAGCUCUUCUUGAUGAGUAAAAGACUUUACUAAGAGAGCCUAAAUUGCAUGGGGUAUUCUUACUGGCUAGCCUAGCCAGGGAUUUUGCAUUCUGCUUCCUAAACAAGGCAAAGGAUAAGUGUUUUACUUUAAGUUUUAAACUCUAGUUGCAGUUUAGUCAGCGUGGUAUUUAUACAUUGAAAGCUACAAGAAUAGAUGUGUGGGUGAAGCCAUAGAACAUAUUUGCUUGAAAUUUUUGAGCAGGGAUCUUACCAAGGGCCAGAAACGAGAUGUGUGGUUCACAGACGGUGAGCGUAACAUCCAGUAGGAGACAAGUUUAUAAAGGGCAUUGGCAAUAAACUUAUUUGUUGCAGCUUUUUUCCAAGUAUUGUAAAUACUCUUUCCUGAUACUAUGUACAGCCUUGGAAUGGCACCUUUUAACUAACCCCAGGUGUAUUUUGUUUCCAAUGUUUUUAUAUACAACUGUAUAUAUGGUGCUCACUUUAGAACAGCAGUGUUGACCAUUUAUGCUGCAUAGUUGUAUCAUAGCCUUAUAGUUGUGUGUGGUUGGGUGAACCUUUGGGUGUACAAAUGUUAGUCUGAGUGGUGUCCUUUAUCCAUUUGUUGAUAGGUGAAUGAUUGUGCAUGUGGUGUAUGUUGUAUUAUGUUGUCACGUAAAAGGAAGGGCGAGAAUAACCACUACAUUAAGAUAAUAUUGGACCAAACUAUUUAGAGCAAGUAAACAGUUUCUUGUACCCCUUAACGUGUCUUUAAAAGUUGCAUAUAGUUACAGUAGUGUAUAAAUUAAAUAUUGUGGAAAAACAAUUAGUCUUGUAUUUUUCUGUAUGUGUGUAUAUAAAUAUAUAUAAAAAAAUAAUGUACCUCUAGCAACUUAAUCUGUAUUUAAGAUGUGACAAUCUUGACACAGAAUUUUAAGAGUAGCAGUAUAAAUAAGCAGAAUUAAUGAACAGAAAUAUAAAAAUUUCUCACCAAGAAAGAAUCCGUGUGUGUGUUAAGAGGGUACAGAAAUAUCAGCUGAUCUUAUUGCUUCCAGCAAUGUUUGGCUUUUUCAUUGUAUAAACAUUCAUGGUGUGCGACAGAAAUGGAAAAUCCAGUUAAUAAAAGUGAUAUCUUGAUUGAUGCAUAACCUACGAUUUGCACGUCAGUGCGGUUUGU
Gymnogyps californianus (California condor) is the source of this 5413-nucleotide messenger RNA. RefSeq names its product SNF related kinase (gene SNRK). The record is from RefSeq and is a predicted model, not a curated record. The transcript is spliced from 7 exons. Gene Ontology annotation, biological process: protein phosphorylation; intracellular signal transduction; microtubule cytoskeleton organization. Gene Ontology annotation, cellular component: cytoplasm. Gene Ontology annotation, molecular function: protein serine/threonine kinase activity; ATP binding; tau-protein kinase activity. Lineage: Eukaryota; Metazoa; Chordata; Aves; Accipitriformes; Cathartidae. The coding region runs from base 446 to 2743 and encodes 765 amino acids.